CCACUCUACUACACUACACUACUACUACUACUACUACUACUAUUAUCAUCAUCACCACCAUCACCAUCACCACUUGUUUCCUUCGUUGUAUUUCUGCAAUAAGACUACGUGGGAUUUGUAGACGCGGAACUUUUUCUCAGAUGGAAAUUGUGUAUCCAAUGUGAUUUGCAAUGAAACGUGUUCGUGGGCUGGACGACGUAGCAUCACCAGCAGCAGCGACGUUAAAGCACUCAUCUGUGAGUGCAGCAAGUGGCUUAGGAGGUGGCGGAGGAGGAGGUAGUCUAGAAUAUCACACUGGCAGUGGGAUCGGUGUUGUCGUACCAGGCCAAGCUGUUCGAUCUGUCGCAUCUAAAGAAAUGCCAGGGAGUAUACAAUUUGGUACUGCCCAAGCUCAACAACAGUACACUAGUGCGAUCGUUGUGCCAACCGCUGCAUCGACUUCCAUCAAAGCGAGCGGCUCUACAGGAGGACUCGGCUCUACGUGUGGUAGCAGCAUAAAUACCGGCGGUGGGUUACACAGUGGAAUAAGUAGCGGGAAUAGCCAUAACAUGGGUUCCCAGCAGCCUACAUCAGGCCCGCAAAAUCAAGUCCAUGCGCAGCAGCAAUCGACAAUAAGACAUAAGGUACAUUCAGGUAAUGUGACGCCGCUUGCUUCCACACCACCUGGUCCUAACCUAGGAAGUGGGAGUGGAUCUCAGCAGUUUCAGAGAUUAAAGGUGGAAGACGCGUUAUCUUACCUGGAUCAAGUGAAAUAUAAAUUCAGCGAUCAGCCGCAGGUGUACAAUGAUUUCUUGGAUAUUAUGAAGGAAUUUAAGUCGCAAAGUAUAGAUACUCCGGGUGUUAUAACCCGAGUGAGUCAUCUGUUCAAAGGACAUCCUGAACUAAUUGUCGGCUUCAAUACGUUUCUUCCGCCAGGCUAUAAGAUAGAGGUGCAAGCGAAUGAACAAGGAUACGCCUUUCAAGUGUCCGUCAGUAUGCCUAGUCCAACGGCGACGCACACCGCUACAUUAUCGCAACAUUGCACAGUGAAUGUUGGUUCACCCCCCGUAGCUAGUCCACCCACUCAGCCUGCAAAAGCACCUCCAGUUUUACAGAUAAUGCAGGGGUCAGGCAGUAUACACCACACUUUGGCAAACAGUAUUACAACCAACAGUUUAACCGUUCACGCGCCUUCGCCACCUCCGGUACCGGUGUACAACAACUCGCACGUUAGCACUGCACAGGCGCAAGCAGUCAGUCAGGCUCUGAAUCAAGCGGAUGGUGUAACGAAUAGUGGACAAACGCAACAAAAUCAACCAGUCGAGUUCAAUCAUGCGAUAAACUAUGUCAAUAAAAUAAAGAAUCGAUUCCAAGGGCAACCGGACAAAUACAAACGCUUUCUGGAGAUAUUGCAUACGUAUCAGAAAGAACAGCGUAAUUUAAAAGAGUCUAGCCACAUGGGAGGUACGAGUUCCGGCUAUGGUACGGGUGGAGGAAAACAUUUGACGGAAGCGGAAGUUUACAGUCAAGUUGCUAAAUUGUUUGAGAAUCAAGAAGACUUGUUGGCUGAGUUUGGGCAAUUUUUGCCGGAUGCUACUAAUCAGCAAAGUUCACUGUCCGCUAUGUUUCAGACUAACAAGACUACAUCCGUCAAUGAUCACGCGACGAUUGUUAAGAAACCGAUCGGACUGAAAACUUCGUACAACAAUUCCGGAGCCAUUUCGAGGGAUCUUCGAGAGCCUAGCGGCACAACUGGCUUGGAACGCGACGCUCGGGAUCAUAGAGAACGGGAGCGCGAGCGGGAUAGAGCAAGCAUCAGAGAUGUUAACAGUGGUCAGAAAUUCGGACAUAGUACAGGGCAGCUCAAGAGGAGCCCAUCGUUCUCAACUUCGGUAACAGCGGGGAAUUCUCAUCACCUGCAACACGGACCGCCACCUUUGAAGAAGCAUAAAGUCGCUUCGAUGCGCGAUGUUACCAUCGCGGAAGCUGGCAAAUAUGGUACUCUGAAUGACUAUGCUUUCUUCGACAAGGUUCGAAAGGCGCUCAGGUCGCAAGAAGUCUACGAAAAUUUCCUUCGGUGCCUUGUACUCUUUAAUCAGGAAAUAGUGUCAAAGUCGGAACUUGUUCUACUAGUAACACCAUUUCUCGGCCGUUUUCCUGAAUUGCUGCGUUGGUUCAAAGACUUCCUCGGUCAUUUGACUGACUCGUCCGCCACUACAAUGACAAACGCGAGUGGCGCGACAGGCGUGGAAACUUUUCCAAACAAUGUCGUACGGAGCCACCAGGAACGGCCGCAAGGUGACCUAGCGAUCGAGAUCGAUUAUACGGCGUGCAAACGAUUAGGAGCAUCGUACUGCGCUUUACCGAAAUCGUACGUUCAACCAAAGUGCAGUGGCAGAACGCAGCUUUGCAAGGAGGUCCUCAAUGAUACGUGGGUUUCCUUUCCGACCUGGUCCGAGGACAGCACAUUUGUAACGUCUAGAAAAACACAAUAUGAGGAAUCUAUAUACCGAUGCGAGGAUGAACGUUUCGAAUUGGACGGUGUGAUAGAAACCAACGCGGCGACGAUCCGAGUACUCGAGGGUGUUCACAAGAAGAUGAAUAGGAUGAGCCAAGAGGAGUUGCAGAAGUUUAAGCUCGAUGAUUGCUUGGGCGGUAGUUCUCCCACGAUUCAUCAGCGAGCGUUAAAAAGGAUAUACGGCGACAAAGCCACCGAUAUCAUAGACGGUCUGAAGAAAAACCCCGUGGUAGCCGUACCGGUCGUACUUCGUCGGCUAAAGAGUAAAGAGGAGGAGUGGCGGGAGGCGCAGAAGGGCUUUAAUAAAAUUUGGAGGGAACAAAAUGAAAAGUAUUACUUGAAAUCGUUGGAUCAUCAAGGAAUUAACUUCAAGCAAAACGACGUAAAGGCACUGAGAUCCAAAAGUUUAUUCAAUGAGAUCGAAACGUUGUGCGACGAGCGACACGAGCAGGGUGACGAGGGUAGCGGCGAUGGUCAAGGGAAUAGCGGUCCGCAUCUUGUGUUACCGUACAAGGACAAGACAGUGUUGGACGAUGCCGCUAAUCUGUUGAUUCACCAUGUCAAACGGCAAACUGCCAUCCACAAGGAGGAUAAGCAACGCAUUAAACUCUUGUUGAAGCAUUUCAUACCCGAUCUCUUUUUCUACAGACGACAAGAACUUAGCGAUGAUGAGAGAGACGAUGACGACGAGAAGGAAGAUAUAAGUGUGGCAGCAUACAACAAUACUCAGUCCACGACAAUCGGUUCAUCGUUAGGUGGUUGUGCUGGUGGUGGUGGUGGUGGUAGUGGUGGUGGUGGUCUACAGGCUAAUAGGAGUAAGGCUCCUGUAUCGCCAAAUACGUCUUCCACUUUGAUCAAAACUGAACCCGACGUCAAACUACCUAUUCAUGCUCUCUCCAAUGAUCCCGAGGAAGCGUAUACGCUUUUCAUGAGCAGUAAUAAUUGGUACCUCUUUUUGAGGUUACACCAUAUACUGUGCGAAAGGUUAACAAAAAUGUGCGAAAGAGCAAACGCUCUCAUCGAGGAGGAAUCUAAGUAUAAGCAACAGCGAAAAGAAAGUACAGCGGUUGCUUUGAGGCUGAAACCGAAAAAUGAAAUUGAAGUCGAGGAAUACUAUUCUGCCUUCCUAGACAUGGUUAAAAAUGUCCUCGAUGGAAAUAUGGAAAGUACAGCGUACGAGGACACAUUACGAGAGAUGUUCGGUAUACAUGCCUAUAUUGCUUUCACUCUCGAUAAGGUCGUCACAUAUGCCGUGAGACAAUUGCAACACUUGGUCUCGGAUCCUAUAUGCCAACAAUGCAUGGAAUUGUUUCAAAGGGAGCAACGUCAAUCUAAAGAGAAUAGCGGAGCCGGCGGGUUGUGCGCUACGGCAUACAUGAGAUUGGGGGCAGAAUUGUCGUAUCAACGCAAAGCAGAGAAAGCAAUGGCGGAUGAGAAUUGUUUCAAGAUAUACAUAUACAAGAAAGACUGUAAAAUGACGAUGGAGUUGUUAGAUACAGAAGGCGACGAAACAAUAGAUAGCGGCUGUAGAGAGAGAGAAAGGGAAGGCGUUACAGACUCUGAAAAAUGGACGACGUACGUUGAGAAAUAUUCCACACCAGCUGGUCAGACUAGUCCGAAAGAUACUCCCGCCUUAACAGAGAAUGAGCCGACGACCAAUCAUCCUGUGAGUAGCGACCAGGCAGCAAGGGGGGGGAGGGGCAGAAAACGCAAGAACACUGACUUUAGCAAGAAGAUCGACGGAAAUGGUUGCAGUUGUUCGAGCAGAAUCUCGGCGGGACGUAAACCCGUCUUUCUAUAUCGUAAUAUUAGGCAGUGGCGAAAGAGAGCUGCGAGAUUAACAAGAACGUCUCUGUCUAAUAUUAAUCAGCCGGAAAAAAUAAUAGAGUCGACCGGCAAAGAGAAACCACUGGACAAUGUAGCACUUUUAAAGAGGCCUGCUACUUUAAGAUUGGCCGAUGCGACUGAUGCUCCAGAUAUUAUCAAUUCCGACGAGACGCAAUGUAGAUUUAAUCCCAACAGCUAUCACAUGCUCUACGUCGCCAGCAAGGAAGCGUUCCUUUAUAAACGAAACUCAUUCAAUCGCGCUAGAGAGUGCCACCCGGUCGUAACGAAGCGUCUCAACGCCAAGUUCCAUCGUUGGCUCGCGUCAUGGGCAUCUAAGAACGUCGUGGAUAUCCAGCAUCGAAUGUGUCAAGAUUGGUUGAUGGGACGUUACGAAAACUUAAUUCCUCAUAGGACACGAGUGAUAACGGACAACGAUCAAACACGUUCUCCUUAUCGGCAGUACAACCGUUACCGAGUAGAACGUCUGCAAUCUGAUUUAUUGACCGAUCCGUGCGUUUAAUCCUAUUCGGAGGUUAACCUUUGCAAUGUUGUAAUUAUCAUUUAUAAGUGAGUAAUCCUCCCGAUUGAUGAGGCGCUUGAGAUUAAAAAAUAAAAUGAUUGGACAAAAUUCUGUUACUUUGAUGUUCCAAAAAAAUUUGACACAUUGGCUCCUUUCUAAUCGGCGUGUGAUCGGUGGUCAAUGACCAUUUAUAUUUUACUACAUACCAUAUCUUGUGUUACUCCUUGAUGAAUGAUUUUAUCCUUUGUUGUGCAAAUAACACACGAUACAGGUCGUGCAUCGGGUACUAUUUCGUGCUAUCACCCACUUUAUCAGCGGCUCAACUCGCCGAGCAAUUUUUCGACAGCUAUUCCAAUUCGCAAAUUUGUUUCAUUCACCGUCAAAGUUUUACAUAAAUUCAGAGUCAACGUGUUAUUCAAUCGCGGGUUUAUUGUACGAAAUUAAAGUGGAUAUUUUGCAUCCUUUUGCUCGCGCGCGCGCAUGCGCGCGCGUGUGUAAUGUAGUGUAUGUAUAUAUGUAUGUAUAUACGUACAUGAAUAUUUGGCACUCGACUAUAACUCGUCGACUCUUUUUCUCAUCUUGUUGCUAACUAUACUUGGCAUUCUUGUCAUAAUGUAUGUUGAAAUGUGCGUAUAUCUGUAUGUAAUGUAUAUCUUAUAAUGUAUCUAUACACAUUUGUACAGAUUCGCAAUCAUACGUGUACAUAGAUAUAUGCAUAUAUACAUAUGUGUGUGUGUGUAUGUGUGUGUGUGUGUGUGUGUGUGUGUGUGUGUGUACACACGUUUAAAUACAGUACAAAAAAGUUUCAGAUUUUACCUUCGUGUUUGGCCUCGGCUUUCAACAUAAAAGCCAAUCGAAACUUUAGAGACGAUAAUAUUCUCGCAGCAGCGCGAUAGAGUCCGAGUGUAUUGAAAGUUUACAUGGCAUAAAUUAAUCGUUUGAAAGUCAUUGCGCUCUAUCGCGCGCAAAAAUUGCGUGACCGUAUCAAAUCAUUAUCCGGCACGUAUGACAAAUUCACUAAUUAACGCAACGUUGAGCUUCUCGAGCUACUUUACAGCUAAUUGCCAAACACGGCCAUAUCGCGACAUACUGCUACAUUUAUCAAUCGUGCAAUCAGCACGUCUUUCUUUUAGAAAGAAAGAAAGGAAAUAAUUGAAAAAAAGCUUGUAUAUAUGUGUUGCACAUUUGAUGGUGAAAUAAUCGCGCUUAUUACCAGCCAAUCUACCGAUACUGAUUUGCGAUACUGAUGUAACAUGUAUGAUACAACAUAUAUAGCACAAGUUCAAUUUAUAACUCCUGCCGAGUUUAAAUAACAGCUUCAACAGCUUGAUGAGAAAAGCGUCCA
Messenger RNA from Harpegnathos saltator (Jerdon's jumping ant), 6189 nucleotides. RefSeq names its product SIN3 transcription regulator family member A (gene Sin3A). NCBI's taxonomy places the organism in Eukaryota, Metazoa, Arthropoda, Insecta, Hymenoptera, Formicidae. Gene Ontology annotation, cellular component: chromatin; Sin3-type complex. Bases 171 to 4844 code for a protein of 1557 amino acids. The transcript is spliced from 18 exons. Gene Ontology annotation, biological process: negative regulation of transcription by RNA polymerase II. Gene Ontology annotation, molecular function: transcription corepressor activity. The record is from RefSeq and is a predicted model, not a curated record.